Arachis ipaensis is the source of this 1167-nucleotide messenger RNA. Lineage: Eukaryota; Viridiplantae; Streptophyta; Magnoliopsida; Fabales; Fabaceae. The record is from RefSeq and is a predicted model, not a curated record.
AUGUCUUCUUCCUCACUCAGCGCCCAUCCUCAGUCGGAUUCUUCCUGCUCGCGGUGGUCUUGUCGCCGUCGUCUCGGCGUCAUUGUCUCGAAGGUCAGUGGCUUUGAUUACACAGAAAAAACCAAUUACUUGAAAUACUUGCACACAAACAUGCCCAGUCCUAACAACAGCUUCCCAAUGGAUUUUUCAUUGGGUCCUAUUCCUAUUCACAGAACCUUGGUUGUAAUCAUGGAAACAACUAUGCAUGCUUCUGUAGGUGAGGAUCUGAUAUCUGUGUUUCAAUCAUUGAUAUCAGAGGGAACUGUGUAUAUUUUUACAUACUUUGGAGUUAGCAACGACUGUCGGUUGUAUCGCACAACAUCGCAUCAAUUUCGGUUGUUUUUUCAAGAUAGAACUACUGUCUUACCCUCUUUUUGUGAUGCAAUACCAUUAUAUGGUAUUAAGUUGGUCCCUUUUAGGGAAAUUAUGGGAUACUCUUCUCAUCAUCCUUUUUUGGUUGACGUUGGUGGAGUUAUGACCGGUGUAGAGGGUGAGAGAAAAUAUGUGAACGAUGUCAAACUUAUUAACAUGAUGGUCAUUCAUAUUGAGAAUGACGGCGUGUACUAUAGAGAGAUCUCGCAGUACCUAUCUGUGAUUUCUGGCAAACCGGCAUAUCUUGAUGAAGAUGAGGUUUUAUAUUCCACUAGGAGGAAGACAAUAAAGGAGUUACGUGCGGUUGCGGAUGUUGGAUUCUAUGUUGUUCGGGCCACUGUUCUUGAUGUUGAACCCGUUUCAAGUUGGUGGUAUAAAUCAUGUCUUUGCAGCGUGAAGGCAGAAGCUAAUGCGGAUGAAUACUUCUGCGACGGCUGUAAUAGGGACGUGAAUAAUGUGGUUGACAGGUAUAAGUUGAAUUUGUUGGUUUUUGAUGGUACUGCUACAACGAAUUUCGUUGUGUUCGAUAAGGAGGUCGUAGCUCUAUUCGGACGAACCUGUACUGAGAUGGUGAAAGAGUUGAAUAAAAAAGGGGAAGCAAGCAAAGAUCCUAUUGGUUUUAAUGAGUUUUUCCUUGAUAAGGAGUUUCUAUUCAAGGUCGAAGUAGAAACUACUGGAUGGUGCGAUUCUUAUGAUGUAUCGGUGAUACGUUCUGAUUCCGAGGUGGAGGGACAAUCAAGGCCCGGUAAAAUCUGA